GAAGGGGCGGGGCCGGAGCGAGGCCUGGAGCGUUACGCUUGCGUGGAAACGGAGGCGAGACCUUCAGCUUGACAAGAAGGGGCGGAGGAGGCCUCGUCGUCGGUGGCCUUGAGAUCCCAUGGCUAUCCCACCACCUUACUGUGACCUGGGGAAAGCUGCCAGGGAUGUAUUCAACAAAGGAUAUGGGUUUGGAAUGGUCAAAUUAGAUUUGAAGACCAAGUCUUCCAGUGGAGUGGAAUUUACCACAGCUGGCUCUUCCAACACAGACACAGGCAAGGCCUCAGGCAACCUAGAGACCAAAUAUAAAUUCAAGGAUUAUGGACUUACAUUCACCCAGAAAUGGAACACGGACAACACCUUGGGGACGGAAGUGGUCAUGGAGGAUAAGUUGGCUGAGGGACUGAAGCUGAACCUUGAAACUAUGUUUGUACCAAACACAGGGAAGAAGAGUGGGAAGUUGAAGACAGCCUACAAACGAGAGUAUCUAAACAUAGGGUGCAAUGUCGACAUUGACCUUUCUGGGCCUACUAUCUAUGGCUGGGCUGUGUUGGGCUACGAAGGAUGGCUUGCCGGCUACCAGAUGGCUUUUGACACAGCCAAGUCUAAAUUGUCACAGAAUAACUUUGCAUUGGGAUACAAGGCAGCAGACUUCCAGCUGCACACGAAUGUGAAUGAUGGAACUGAGUUUGGGGGUUCAAUCUAUCAGAAGGUCAGUGACAAGGUUGAAACAUCUGUAAGUCUUGCUUGGACUGCUGGCAGUAAUAACACUCGGUUCGGUAUUGCUACCAAGUACCAACUGGAUGAUAAAGCUUCUGCCUCGGCCAAAGUUAAUAAUGCCAGCCUCAUUGGACUUGGCUACACUCAAACCCUACGACCUGGUGUGAAGUUGACUCUCUCAGCUCUCAUUGAUGGCAAGAACUUCAGUUCUGGUGGUCAUAAAAUUGGGCUGGGAUUUGAGCUGGAAGCUUAAUGCAAGUUUUGAUGAAGUAUUAGAUCUUUAUUUGGAAGAUGAAGGAGAAAACAAACCCCACAUGUUCUGGCCUUAAACUCUUCUGUGAAACUUCAAAAAGUGUGAACUUGAUAUUCUUCCAAAGAAUUGUUGUAACCCCAAACAUUGAAGUCUGGAGAGUGCAAACCACCAUGAAGGGAAUACUUGAAGGCAUGCAUGGAAGUUGUAAUGGUUGUGCUACAUUUCAGUUCAGUUCCACAGUUACUUUAAAAUGUGUUCCUCAGAGGACAGCAUAGCAUCCGGUGAAAGACAUCACCCCCCAUCCUCCUUUGUUACCACAUCACAUCCUGCAUGUCCUACACCUCAUGACUGGUCUCUGUACUGUAGUGAAAACUUUGGUUUUGCAUCAAAGCGGAAUAAAUCGAACCACAUUUGGAACCUA
Molecule: messenger RNA, 1391 nt
Organism: Euleptes europaea (tarantolino)
Lineage: Eukaryota; Metazoa; Chordata; Lepidosauria; Squamata; Sphaerodactylidae
Gene: VDAC3
Product: voltage dependent anion channel 3
Exons: 9
Coding region: 119-970 (283 amino acids)
Biological process (GO): monoatomic anion transmembrane transport
Cellular component (GO): mitochondrial outer membrane
Molecular function (GO): voltage-gated monoatomic anion channel activity
Source: RefSeq, a predicted model, not a curated record